AUGGCACCACAGCAGGCAGUGGGCCGAGCAGGUCGUUCGCUUGCACUGGUGUGGGUCUUCCCCACAGUGGCGCUCGAGACACCUUAUCUUUGGAGCCCACCAAUCCUUUCAGAGGAGACUUGCAAUCGCCUGAUAUCACUGGCGCACGAGGGGAUGAGGCCGUCAUUUUCGAAGGAACGGGCGAUGGAAACCCUCCAUCUCCAAACCACGAGAGCCUUUGGCUUCAAUGCUUUUGACUUUGACGGAAAUGGACAUCUGGAUAUGUUGGAGGUUUCUGCGGCUGUACGGUCUUUGCUGAACGCGCCGCUUUUUUCCAUCCGGGAUGCUGCAGCUUGGAUUCGAGGUAGCACGGGCAAGCCAAAUUUGUCACUUGCCUGGCUGGCGGAUGAGGAUCACCUGGCAUUUCUGGCAUUCCGCAGCAAAGAGGUAUUUUCCCGAAUCUUCGAGCAGAAUCCUGAGAAGCUGACGAGGCACUCUUUCCAAACCUCGCUGUCAUGGGAUGCGGCUGGGUCUCUUGCAUCUGAACUGAGCGUCAUCGUCGACGACCUGGUGGAUAAAAGCUUAUGGAACCGGUUGCAGCUGGCUGAACCCUUGCAGAUCAUUCGUUAUAUGAAAACAGGCCACUAUGCACCACACUCAGACAGUGGCUGGCCAGGGCAUCGCCGGGUGUCAUUUUUGGUGUAUCUCAAAGCUCCUAGAAGGGGUGGUGAGACAUGCCUACUGCCAGGCGACUGGAAUUUCAGCUUGCAUUUGUGGGGGGCAGGGCGCUACAGCAGAGAUUGCGCCAAGUUGUUUCAGUCUGUUGGUGCUCAUUGCUUCAAUCCCAUCCCCGGGCGCAUGCUGGCCUGGAGAAACGAAUGGAAGGAGGCCUCUGAAGAACAACAAGACUAA
This is a messenger RNA of Symbiodinium natans, 891 nucleotides long. NCBI's taxonomy places the organism in Eukaryota, Dinophyceae, Suessiales, Symbiodiniaceae. The record is from the annotation of a GenBank genome assembly.